UCUGUCUGAACCUGCUACGGGAGACGCCUCGAACCGCCAUGGACAACAUCACGCCUAUACGCUUUUAUUCUGAGUGGAAUGAGUCAUCAGGAGGAUCUGCGGCGACACCGCUCCUCACAUCGCGCACUUUUUGCGUCGUUUAAUUAUUUAUUUUUCAGCGGCACCUUUACGUCUUCUCCUUUUUGUUUAUAGAUUUCCUUUUUCUAGUCUUGUGUCUGUCGGAUAUUUUCUACUGAUGGCCAAUACAUUCCGAUCGACUCAUGUAUUGAUGCUGCUCGUCAUGGCCUGGGUGAAGAGCGCACGCGGCAGUGAGCUCACAGAAAAUGACGUAACCGUGGACCCCCCCGAGAACCUCCGUGUUUCUGACUCUGGUCGCCUUGGAUACCUGGAUAUCACCUGGAACCCACCAGCCAGCCUGAUGACCAUGACAAUGUGCAACAUACAGUAUCAGCUGGAAUACCUGGACACAUUCAAAAACACAUGGGCUGUCCUCAGGACAAGUGGGAGGAGCUACAGUGCAGAGUUUGACCUGACUAAAGAAGUUAGAGUGAGAGCCUACACCUUGCUGAAUGGACUCUGCACCAACAACGUGCUGCAAAGGAGUGAAAACUACACUGCGCUGAUUCAGAAACCUGCCAGCUCAGGACUUACAGGGACAGAAGCGAAGGAUUUUGAGUGUGUGUACCACAACAUGGAAUGGGUAGAGUGCAGCUGGACAAGAAGCCCUCAAACGCCACUGGAUGCACAGCAAAAUCUGUAUUUCUGGUACAAACCCCUGGAGCAGGCUGCUGAAUGCCCAGAGUACAUCCUGUCAGGUGGAAUCAGAUCCAGCUGCAGAUUCACAGGAAAUUCUCUCCCAGAGUUCUCUGAUAUCAUCUUCUGUGUGAAUGGCUCCUCUCCUGAAGGACCUCUGAAGGCCACGUUUACCUCCCUGCAGAUCCAAAACCACUUGAAACCUGCGACCACAGAUAAGCUGCAUCUGCAGACAAGUUCAGACGAGCAGCUGGAGCUGCUCUGGGAGAAUCCGGUGGAAAGGCUUCCUGGAUACUGUCUGGAAUGGGAAGUGGAACAUGCUCAGGACAAACCUGAUGGAACAACCAUGCUGGGAGUCAUUCACACCACACAGACCACUCUGAAGCUGCUUCCCACCCUCAGCGAGGACAGAAACUGCUACAAGGUUCGCUCCAAACUGAGCAAAUACUGUGCUGAUAAAAGCCUUUGGAGUGACUGGAGUCAUGAAAAAUGCUACCCAGCUGUUGAGGAAGUUGCACCCAAGCCGAAAUCGGACCUGCUACCAGUUUACGUCUGCAUCGCUGCUGCCUUCGUCCUCUUGCUGGCGGUGCCUCUGUGUGUGUGGGCUUCAACAAAAAUGAAUAAAUCAAGAGAAGAGAAGAAGUUGAAGUCUCUGAUCACCAAUCUGGUUGCAAAGACCUUCAGGGGACAGAAUGUGUGCAACGACACAAUGAUCUGAGACCGUGUGUGUGUGUGUGUGUGUGUGUGUGUGUGUGUGUGUGUGUGUGUGUGUGUGUGUGUGUCCUCCAGUUAUGCACUGCCACUAGCUUGCCCCUCAGGUUUUCCCUGAGACUAUAACCACACUGAGCAACAUGGUACAUGUGCAGUAACCUAUACCAGCCUAUAAUAACCAGCUGCUUUUACAUAUUUACUAAUAUUUACAGUUCUAAUGGAUUCAUGUAGCUUGAACCCUUGCCAGAACUGGAGGAGUGUUUAGGAAAAGGGUUCAACAUGGUGUUUACUUUUCGACACAUACUGGUUUCAGAUAAUAACCAUUUAGUUUUACACAUUUUAGUUUUUUAACCACAGGGAAAAUGAUUUACAGUAACUUGCCAGAGUUUUGUUUCAUUUUAAACGUUGUUGAGUAUUAAUAAUAUUAUAUACAUCUAUUUUAUUUAAUCCUGUUAUUUAAUAUAUGAAGUUGUGCCUCAGUUCUUGCCAGGGCGUUUUAAGC
This is a messenger RNA of Nothobranchius furzeri (turquoise killifish), 1966 nucleotides long. RefSeq names its product interleukin 13 receptor, alpha 2 (gene il13ra2). Gene Ontology annotation, molecular function: protein binding; cytokine receptor activity. The record is from RefSeq and is a predicted model, not a curated record. Gene Ontology annotation, cellular component: external side of plasma membrane. NCBI's taxonomy places the organism in Eukaryota, Metazoa, Chordata, Actinopteri, Cyprinodontiformes, Nothobranchiidae. Gene Ontology annotation, biological process: cytokine-mediated signaling pathway.